CCCAGAAUCGCAGUUAUUCACCAAUUGCUACGAUUGACGGACGGAUACAGUCGGGUGUCCGCCACGCUAAGAGCGACCUCGUUCGCUUGCGUCCGUUCAUUAUUUAGCCGUCGCGCGUCGCUAGCGACGUACGCGACAUCAUUCAUCAUAGUUAUGGCACUGUGAACCGAUAGUAUGAAUAAAGCCGAAUCUUCAGCGGAAGCCGCCGUGCCCAGCGUGGCAAUAAACGUGGACCAAUAUGACGACCCGGACGAGGAAAGUUCAAAGCUUCUCCAUACUAACGCACCCACACCGAUCGUGACGCCCUCUGGACAAAUGCGCAAGGUGAAGAGCUUCAGCGAUACACACAAACUCCGAGAUGUGUCCACCGCUUCAGGUGCAGCAUCAGCCAGAUGCCUGCGCCCCUAUGAGCAGGUGACCCCAUACCCUGAAGGCUCCGAGUGUGGAACAAACCAAUAUGGAGCACCUUCAGUCAGAUCUCUCGCAUCAAUCGGGAUGGGAUGCACGGAUGGGCGUAAAUUGGUUAUUAGAAGAGUGCCGACUUCGCCUACGGAACUGUUUCAUUUAGUGCGACCUCCUACGCCGCCAGAUGAAGAUACGGGGUCUCACGAAAGCGAUUGCGAUGAGGAAGAGGAGGAUGCAGAAACGGACCACCUUAAACCCCGACGGCCAUUUUGGCCAAACAAGAUACAGUUCGUGCUGGCUUGUGUGGGCUACUCCGUCGGCUUGGGCAAUGUGUGGCGCUUCCCAUACCUCUGCUACAAAAGCGGGGGAGGUGCAUUCCUCAUCCCUUACUUCAUAAUACUCCUAGUUUGUGGCGUGCCUAUGCUCUUUAUGGAGCUAGCGAUUGGACAGUACACUGCGCACGGACCAAUUGGAGCACUUUCGCAAAUAUGCCCCCUGUUUACAGGUGCCGGUAUCGCAAGUGUGGUGAUCUCGUUCUUAAUGUCGACAUAUUACGCAGUAAUAAUAGCCUGGGCAAUUUACUACUUCUUCACAUCGUUUAAGGCCGUAGUCCCGUGGGCUAACUGCAACAACCGAUGGAAUACGGCUCAAUGCUGGCAACCUGUUCAUAAUCUUACCAAGCCAAACGGAUCUCAAACGGCCACUGAACAAUUCUUCGAGAAAAAGGUAUUAAGCAUGAGUGAUGGUAUCGAAUAUCCCGGUGGCAUGCGGUGGGAGUUGGCAGCUUGCUUAUUCUGUGCUUGGUUGUUAGUGUACUUCGCCCUGUGGAAAAGUAUCAAGUCUUCGGCUAAAGUGCGGUACAUCACAACAACACUUCCAUUUCUGCUGAUUAUAGUCUUUCUUGGCCGAUCGCUCACCCUCGAUGGCGCUGACAAAGGAUUAAGAUUUUUCUUCAAGCCGGAAUGGGAAUUGUUAAAGACAUCAAGGCCCUGGGUAAACGCAGCGUCGCAGAUCUUCAACUCGAUUGGAAUAGCUUUUGGAUCGAUGAUAAUGUUCGCCUCAUAUAACAAAUUUGACAACAAUUUCUUGCACGACACGUUGGCUGUAUCUCUCGUCAAUGCCGUCACUAGUCUGAUCGUGGGGAUAUUUACCUUUGCUACGAUCGGAAACAUAGCUUUCGAACAGAACACUUCUGUAAAGGAUGUCAUUGCCGACAGUCCCGGGUUACUGUUCGUCGUAUAUCCACAAGCAAUAGCAAAGAUGCCAGCAUCGCAACUUUGGGCAGUCUUAUUCUUCUUUAUGUUCCUCUGCCUAGGAUUAAACAGCCAGUUUGCCAUAGUUGAAGUCGUAGUUACUUCAAUUCAAGAUGGUUUUCCAGAUAUGAUACGGAAGAAGCUUGUCUACCACGAACUGUUGGUACUAUGUGUCUGUGUGGUAUCAUUUCUAUUUGGGUUACCACACAUCAUACAUAGUGGAAUCUACGUUUUCCAACUAAUGGAUUAUUACGCUGCCUCGCUCAGUAUCACAUAUCUCGCCUUCUUUGAAGUGGUCGCUAUAGCAUGGUUUUAUGGCGCCGGCAAACUGUCCCAGAACAUCAAGCAAAUGACAGGUCGCUACCCAUCGCUAUACUUCCGAAUAUGUUGGUUAAUUGCGGCGCCAGCACUGCUGCUGGCGCUAUGGGUCGCUAGCCUGGUGGACUACACGCCGCCCAGCUACCGCCAGUACCAGUACCCUGGGUGGGCGCAGGGUCUCGGCUGGGUCAUCGCGUCUCUAUCGCUAUUGUGCAUACCGGUUUAUGCAUGCAUUGUCGUCGCAAGAGCGCCGGGAAAAACAAUAGUAGAGAAAUUGCGGUAUUCCAUCCGUCCUAAUUCAGUGUGCGAGUGUGGAGUGAACGAGUGUGACGUGUGCGGCUCCGACUCCGAGCCGCCCGACGACAAACACCCCACCAUUACCUAUUAUCAACAACCAUCGUUUCCUAGUCCUAACUAAUCAAUCCAAAUUAAGUAGUGUUCAUCACAGCCGCAGCUGCAAUUAACGUGAGAUAUGCCCAGGCCUAUUUAUGGUGCCGAGCGUGAAACGUCGGUG
This is a messenger RNA of Cydia amplana, 2490 nucleotides long. RefSeq names its product sodium- and chloride-dependent GABA transporter ine-like (gene ine). Bases 175 to 2394 code for a protein of 739 amino acids. The transcript is spliced from 9 exons. NCBI's taxonomy places the organism in Eukaryota, Metazoa, Arthropoda, Insecta, Lepidoptera, Tortricidae. Gene Ontology annotation, cellular component: plasma membrane. The record is from RefSeq and is a predicted model, not a curated record. Gene Ontology annotation, biological process: sodium ion transmembrane transport.